GAUAAGGUCCGAAAUUCGCUAGCUAGACUGUCUUACUGCUAUAUAAAACUUUGCUUAUCAAGACUGUUUACAUUUUACAGUGAAGCUGGUUGUGUAUCAUUAUAUGCAUUAUAUAAUUGAUGAAAAAUUCUACGAGUAGCCGAAGUCAAAGUAUUCUAAUCACGAGACUAAUUAGCAGUGCUGUGGAAUCUUGUGAAGGUCUAAGCUCCGUGCAAGCAGGCACCGUGAUAUUCGCCAGACAGAAUGCAGUGCUCUUUCAGAGUUGUGAAGUCUUCAUGGAUGGCAGUGUGGCUGCAAAGGCAACUCACAUUAGCACAUGCCAAAAGAUGCUGCUCACAAAAUGCUUCAUCCACCCACUUUGGUUAUAGCACAGUUAAGGAAGAGGAGAAGGCAGGAAAAGUUCACGAGGUCUUCUCCAGCGUAGCGGCGAAGUAUGACCUGAUGAACGACGCCAUGAGUUUCGGCACCCACCGGCUUUGGAAGGACACCUUGAUGAGACGACUGCGGCCCUCCCACCGGACCAAACUGCUAGAUGUCGCGGGUGGUACAGGUGAUGUGGCGUUCCGGUAUCUGACCCACGCCGACCUGUCGGCCGGAGAGGCCGGCGAGGUUGGCGGCGUAGAGCCGGCUGCUGUCGAUGUCGAUCUGGAAGCAGAGGCGGCGCGUCUGGGAGUAGCUCCGAUCGAGCUGGACGAGCCGGUGGACGUGACGCCGCCCUCGGACCCGACGGUGGUCGUCUGCGACAUCAAUGCGGACAUGCUGGAGGAGGGGCGGCGGCGCGCGCGAGAGGCCGGCAUCGAACACCGACUCCGCUGGGUGGAGGGUGACGCGGAACGGCUGCCGUUUGAAGACGGAGAGUUUGACGCCUACACGAUCGCCUUUGGCAUCAGGAACGUGACUCACAUUGAUCGGGCACUGGCUGAGGCGUACCGCGUGCUGAGACCCGGCGGACGGUUCCUCUGCCUCGAGUUCAGCCACGUUCCCAACCCGCUCAUACGAUGGGCGUACGACCAAUACUCCUUCCAAGUGAUCCCUCCAAUGGGCACAGUCCUGGCAGGCGACUGGAAGUCCUACCAGUAUCUGGUAGAGAGCAUCCGACGGUUUCCCGCACAGGAGGAGUUCGCUCAGAUGAUCCGCUCGGCCGGAUUCGGGCACGUCACCUACGAGAACCUAACGUUCGGUGUCGUAGCCAUCCACUCCGGCUUCAAGAUGCCAAACUGGAGCGCAAAGAGAUAGGGAAGAAAGGUGUGACGCGUACCAAGUGUGCAAUCAAGUGACACUUGAUCUCAAGUGAUCAAGUGUGUACAACUUGCAAGUGACGCGUACAAUUCAUUGUCAUGUGAUAAGUUAUUGAGUGAAGCUCUUGCGAACGAUGUGAACUAUAGUAGACUACAAUGUCUGUGUUGCGUAACUCUAUUGACUCGUGAGUUGUGACAAGCAUGUCAAGACGCAAAUCAUGCUCAUGAUUUUGAUUUCAUCGAUACAGUAUGGUGACGCUCCUAA
Amphibalanus amphitrite is the source of this 1503-nucleotide messenger RNA. RefSeq names its product 2-methoxy-6-polyprenyl-1,4-benzoquinol methylase, mitochondrial-like (gene Coq5). Gene Ontology annotation, biological process: ubiquinone biosynthetic process. Gene Ontology annotation, molecular function: methyltransferase activity. The transcript has 7 exons. The coding region runs from base 244 to 1236 and encodes 330 amino acids. The record is from RefSeq and is a predicted model, not a curated record. NCBI's taxonomy places the organism in Eukaryota, Metazoa, Arthropoda, Thecostraca, Balanomorpha, Balanidae.